ACAAAAAGCACUAAGUCCUGAAAUACUGCUACUGUUCCAUUGUUGCAGCACUAAUUACUAACAAAAAUGACAAAUCAGUCUUUUCAAAUCAACAUUGACAAGUGGAUUUUGGAAAAUGAGGCUUCUUUUUUACCACCUGUUUGCAACAAAUUAAUGUUCUUUCAUCAGCUAAACAUCAUGUAUGUUGGUGGUCCAAACAUACGUAAGGAUUACCACAUAGAGGAGGGUGAAGAGCUGUUUUAUCAGGUCCGUGGAGACAUGGUCUUAAAAGUAAUCGAGAACGACAAACACAAAGAUGUGCAUAUUCGUGAAGGAGAGAUGUUUCUCCUGCCAGCACGAAUCCCUCACUCCCCUCAGAGGCAGGCCAACACAGUGGGGUUGGUGGUGGAGAGGAGGCGACUGUGCUCAGAGAAAGACUGUCUUAGAUACUAUGUGGACAACAGCACAGACAUUCUGUUUGAACGCUGGUUUUACUGUGAGAACCUGGGCAUACAACUAGUUCCAGUUAUUGAGGAGUUUAUGGCCUCAAAACAGCAUAAGACUGGAAAACCUGAUCCAGCGGACCCUAUCAAGCCACCAGUUUUCCCACUCAACACUAUGAACGUGAUGACCCCCUUCUGCUUCAAAGAAUGGGUGGAGAAGCAGAGGCCUGCGCUGGCUAGUGGCCGACCUGUGGACAUGUUUGGAGCUCAGUUUGAGACUGAGACUAUGCUGUAUGGUCCAGGAGAGUCAAAGUCUACCAAAAAAGCCAUGGAUGGAUGGAUCUGGCAGAUAGAGGGGUCCUCAAGUGUCACUAUGAAUAACCAAGAGUACAAUCUUUCUGAGGGAGAUUGCCUUCUUAUUCUUGAACAGACUGAGUACUGCUGGCAUAGAGCUAAGGACUGUGUGGCCUUGUAUGUUGCCCAAAAUCCAGAGAGGAAGCAAUGACAGAAUAGAAAUCUUCCCAAACUUGUAUUUAUUAAUUAUUAAAUUGAUAUUGAUGUUUAAUAUCUUAAUUUUAAUACCACAAAACCCACACUCAAAUUAGUAAAAAGAACAAUAAAUUAGUUUUGUAUAAAGAAGUGAUUUAAUCAUUCAGCCACCAAAAAAGCACUUGCAAAUAUUAUUAAAAUUCCAAAAAUACAAUGACAUAGCUGUACCUUACAGGUCUAUGUAAUUUUAACUGUCAGUGAUUUUACAGUAAAUAACUGUAAGUCUUAUGGUCUUAUUAAAGCAUUUUCCUACAA
Molecule: messenger RNA, 1226 nt
Organism: Trichomycterus rosablanca
Lineage: Eukaryota; Metazoa; Chordata; Actinopteri; Siluriformes; Trichomycteridae
Gene: haao
Product: 3-hydroxyanthranilate 3,4-dioxygenase
Exons: 10
Coding region: 67-927 (286 amino acids)
Biological process (GO): 'de novo' NAD+ biosynthetic process from L-tryptophan; quinolinate metabolic process
Cellular component (GO): cytoplasm
Molecular function (GO): iron ion binding; 3-hydroxyanthranilate 3,4-dioxygenase activity
Source: RefSeq, a predicted model, not a curated record